CGUCACAGUGUGCCCUUCACAACAGAUAGAGAGAUAGGCAGCAGAUUGGUUACACAGACUAGGCACUGCUAGGAAUCCAACCAGGGGCCAUUACACUACUGGAGUUUUGAUUCAAUUACAAAUUUACAUCUGAAUCUCUCCAGAUUCCCAUAGGGCAAAAAUGGCUUUCCUUAUCAAGACCAUGAUAGGUAACCCCCUGUCGGGAGUAAUGGGGGGUCAAGACAAAGCUGAGGAGGAGACCCCCAAGGACCCCGCUGCCGCUGCUGGCAUGACCCGUGAGGAGUAUGAGGAGUACCAGAAGCAACUGGUGGAGGAGAAGAUGGAGAGAGAUUCAGAGUUCUUAAACAAGAAGGCUGAGAGGGCCACGCUCCGGGUGUGCCUUAGAGACAAAUACCGCUUGCCGAAGAGUGAACAGGAUGAGAACAUGAUCCAGAUGGCAGGUGAUGACGUGGACGUGCCUGAGGAGCUGCUGAAGAUGGUGGACGAGGACGCCACAGAGGAAGAGGAGAAGGACUCCAUCCUGGGCCAGAUGCAGAACCUGCAGAACAUGGACAUGGACCAGAUCAAGGAGAAGGCCUCAGCAACCAUGGCAGAGGUGAAAAGCAAGGCCGAGGAGAAGUGUUCUGUCAUGUAACGGGGGAAAUGACAACUUACAAAAGAAAAAGAAGCGAAAGUUAUAAAUGAUAAGGGAAACAGGUCAUUAAUUCUGGCUCUCAAGAAAUUGCAGGUUCAGAGACAUGCUCUCCUCCCCUUGCUUUGAUCACUGUUGGCUUGCUGGCUGGUUGGACGAACCUCAUAGCUGAUGUCAUUGGAACCUCCUCUCUUGCCCAAAGAUUUCUCUGAAUCAUGCCCAUUGAUGUGCAUCCUCACCCUAAUAUCCUGUGGGAUAGAUUUUUUUGUAUGUGAUGUAUGAAUAAAACAUGUCUUAGAUGUUCCCCUUUUCUUUUUCUGUCCUCCCUCUAAGCCCAGGACCCUAGGAAGCUACAGUGCAAUUACAGAACUUUGAAAUAUGUUAACAAAGUAUGACAUAUAUACAUAUUUCUAAAUAUUUUUAUUUAUCUAAAAUAAUAUCACUGGUGAAUUCAUGUUAAGUAUGCUUCAUCGUUCAUAUCAGCGUGUUAUAACAACAUUGCUAGGCUUCAUACCUGCUAUUUCACAGAAAUGAGUGUAAGAUCAGCAGCAGCAACAGCUUCCUUUAUUUUGCUGAAUGUUACGCCAGGGAAAAUGUGUGUUUAGCAAUUCUUUAUUCGUUGCAUAUGUAAGAAGUGAUUUACUCUGUUCAAGUAUACAAUCAUGUAAAUGCUGGCUAAAAUGAAUGCUGAUUGUUUUACUUAAUAAA
This is a messenger RNA of Alosa sapidissima (American shad), 1339 nucleotides long. RefSeq names its product complexin 4a (gene cplx4a). The transcript has 3 exons. The record is from RefSeq and is a predicted model, not a curated record. The coding region runs from base 161 to 634 and encodes 157 amino acids. Lineage: Eukaryota; Metazoa; Chordata; Actinopteri; Clupeiformes; Clupeidae. Gene Ontology annotation, cellular component: terminal bouton; SNARE complex. Gene Ontology annotation, biological process: neurotransmitter transport; regulation of neurotransmitter secretion; synaptic vesicle exocytosis. Gene Ontology annotation, molecular function: syntaxin binding.